UUCAUAAAAAUUAAACCAAAACCAAAAACCCCAUCGCAGAAUUUCUCCAUUUACGCCUCUCAGCACCUUCUCUCUCUCCCUCGCAGUGUCCAGCGCAGCACAGAACAACAACAGCAACAACAAUGGAAUUUGUUCAGACGCUGGGAUCCGCGUCUUCUUCUUCCUCUUCUUGAUAACUGCGACUUGUUUUCACCAUUUUCUUGUUUUUACCACCAAAAAGUCUCGUUGGCAUUGGGUUUGUGAUUUCUGAAUCAAGCUAAACAUAGUUGGGAGAUUAAAUUCUGGGGUGAAAUUUCUGGAGAAAAAAGUUUGGAUUUUCUAAUUGAUUUGAAGGGGACCGAAGUAUGUUGUCGAAAGGUCAGCAUCAGACGGUCCCAUUGUCUGUGUUGUUGAAGCGUGAAUUAGCCUCUGAGAAGGUUGAAAAGCCGGAGAUUUUUCAUGGCCAAGCCAGCCAGAGCAAGAAAGGAGAAGACUUUACUCUUCUCAAGACUGAAUGCCAGAGGAUUCUGGGAGAUGGGGUCACCACCUAUUCGGUUUUCGGGUUGUUUGAUGGGCAUAAUGGGUCUGCAGCUGCUAUAUACUCCAAAGAACAACUCUUGAAUAACAUUUUGAGUGCAAUUCCACCAGACCUCAACAGAGAUGAAUGGGUUUCUGCUUUGCCAAGGGCUUUAGUUGCUGGGUUUGUGAAAACAGAUAAAGAUUUCCAAGAAAGAGUGCAAACUUCUGGCACGACAGUCACAUUUGUUAUAAUUGAGGGAUGGGUUGUAACAGUUGCCUCAGUUGGUGAUUCUCGAUGUGUUCUUGAAUCUGCCGAAGGGGAAAUAUAUUAUCUAUCAGCAGAUCACCGACUUGAAUGCAAUGUAGAGGAGAGGAAACGCAUUACAGCAAGUGGUGGAGAGGUUGGCCGGCUUAACACUGGUGGUGGAACGGAGAUUGGUCCUUUGAGGUGUUGGCCUGGUGGGUUAUGCCUCUCAAGAUCCAUCGGAGAUAUGGAUGUUGGCGAGUACAUAGUUCCCGUCCCUUAUGUAAAGCAAGUAAAGCUUUCCUCAGCUGGUGGCAGGCUUAUUAUAGCGAGUGAUGGUGUCUGGGAUGCAGUAACUGCAGAAACAGCUUUUGAAUGUUGCCGUGGAAUGCAACCAGAUGCUGCAGCUUCACAAAUUGUUAAAGAAGCCAUACAACCAAAAGGUCUCCGAGACGACACAACAUGCAUUGUGAUUGAUAUACAACCCCCAGAGAAGCCAAACCCUCCCCGGCCACAGCACAAAAAGACGGGAAAAGGAGUAUUUAAGGCUAUGUUUCGCAAAAAGAUUUCUGAAUCUUCUUCCAAUGCAGAGAAAGAUUAUUGCGAAUCAGAUGGGGUCGAGGAACUAUUUGAGGAAGGAUCAGCGUCACUUGCAGAAAGGUUGGAUACAAGGUACCCAAUUUGUAAUAUGUUUAAGCUGUUCGUGUGUGCUGUGUGUCAAGUGGAGAUAAAACCUGGAGAAGGUAUUUCGGUACAUGCUGGAUCAGCAGAUUCAAGAAAGCCACGGCCAUGGGAUGGCCCUUUUCUUUGCUCGAGCUGCCAAGAGAAGAGAGAAGCCAUGGAAGGGAAACGACUUUAUGGAGAUGGCAGAUACAGUAGUGGAAGCGACUAGUUAUCCUCGCAUACAAACUAUUCACACGAUCAGUCACUAACAAUUGAUUCAUGGCUUAUUGUUAUUGGGGAAGGUCUACUUCACGCACUGACCAAAUUCCCUACCCUCUUCAGUGAAGGAACGAGUGUCGAUGCUUCUUGUGACAUACCUGAGAUACAAGCAUCACUACAUUUGUUUAUGUCUCCUUUAGGUAAAAAGAAGCAGUGUUUGCGUAGUACAUAGCUGGGCUACAUUCUAACAAUUGUUUCUCUCGUGGAGUUCUUCCUAUUCUCCAUUUGAAGCCUCAUGGUCGUGGAGAAUACUGCAUAGCAAGAAACACGAGAGGUAAUUACAUCACAACCAGCAGCAUCAAUAGUAUUCGUGUAGGGUUAAUAGUGAGUGAGUGAGAGAAACAUAUUUCAGUGUAACAUUGUUAUCUAGGAAGCUGUUUUAGGAUUUUUCAAUUAUUUUUUUUCCCACUCAUCCGACGGGGAGAAACUAGCCGAUCAUCGCGAUUAUUGUAUUCGUUCUUGUAGCAUUGAUUUGUUCCUUCAUUCCCAGGCUUGAAAAAGAACAGAACAAGAAAAGAUUGAAUCCACAACUGAGAGUUCCUUUCUGCCAAAGGCAGACAGACAAUGGUCUCUGUAUCUCUAUGAAACACCUACCAGUCUGAUUGAUUGAUUGCUGUCUUGUAAAUACUUCCAUCUUUGUGUGAA
Ipomoea triloba (trilobed morning glory) is the source of this 2329-nucleotide messenger RNA. Its product is annotated as probable protein phosphatase 2C 12. The coding region runs from base 345 to 1634 and encodes 429 amino acids. Gene Ontology annotation, biological process: protein dephosphorylation. The transcript is spliced from 10 exons. Lineage: Eukaryota; Viridiplantae; Streptophyta; Magnoliopsida; Solanales; Convolvulaceae. Gene Ontology annotation, molecular function: protein serine/threonine phosphatase activity. The record is from RefSeq and is a predicted model, not a curated record.